AUGCAAGGUGUAUGUCAGCAGCAGAAUGUACUCUUUGACUUUGUGAGUGUGAAAGAACAUUUAGAGUUCUACUCUGGCCUGAAAGAAGUGCCAGUGGAGCAGAGAGGUGACAUGGUAAAGUUGCUACUUGCAUAUAACAAAUCUCUGUUGCAUGUGAAAAUCUUUGCCACUUGUAUAAAUUAGUGACAAGGCAGUACAUGAUCUAUGAUGUUACCUCAGGCCUUUUAUUUAGAAUGGAACCUGCAACUGCCACAGGCCAGUUUUGGAGUAAUGACGCUUUUCAGAUACCCUUACACAUGUGAUUCUUCAUGAUACUGCCAGAAUAGUGGUUCAUCUAUUCUACAGAGAAAUUAAAUUGCUUCCUUUGAAAAGGAUAAAGAGAGAAAUGAUAGGACUCCCUAAUUUUUCAUGAGAAAAUGAUGAUUUGCCUUAUUUGAAUCACCUCUGGCUGUAGAUGAAAAGCCACGAUUUCUUUCAAUCUGUGUACUUGCAUGCAAAUCAUGUGAAGUGAUGAAUUUUAAAGAUGCAGAGUGCAAUGCAGGGAAAUGAUAUCAAGUAACUUGCACUUUUUUCAAGGUGGGUUCAUUGUUGAAGGAAAUUGACUUGGCAGACCAAAGGGACACUUUGUCAAAAGAUUUGAGUGGAGGCCAGAAGAGGAAAUUAAGUGUUGGCAUAGCACUCAUUGGAGAUCCAAAGGUAUAUACCUGUAUUUGUUAACUUGUAAGUGUUAUGAGAAAAUGGAAACCCAAUGUCAUUUCUAUAACCCAACCCCUGUUGACCUUUCCAGAAGACAAAUAUCAAAAUUUCAAUUCUCUUUACUGUCUGCCUUGUAUUCCUGAUCAUUCUAGUCCUGUGUUUUUAGUGUUAAAUCAAACCAUAUGCCUACAGUAGCUGAUAUUUUUCUGUCUUGUCAUCACCCUUCUGCUUGGAAAUGUAGUGAUGUGGUUUCAAGAAAUUUAGUUUCCAUCUCUCCUUGGAGUGAAUUAAAGGUCAACCCUUUGAUCCGUGAAAUAUUGCCUUUCUAUCAGGCAGGAUGUCAAUCCAGGGGCCCAUUUCUCAUAGGUAAUUAAAAGCUGUUCUGGUUUUCUUUAAGAUGGGGGUUUCAAAAGUUUUUAAAGUUAUACAAUAAAACUAUCAGCCAAAGAAACAAACUGGACUGGUUGAGAUGUCAGAACCUGCUUCUCUAACCUUAAAAUUUUGAUUUCAAAUAUGGCUUCUGGCCCCGUUUAGUUACAGGGACUUUUGAGAAAUGGACCUCAGAACAGAGAAUCCUUCCUUUUAAGUAUUUUGCUAAGUGAUUGUGGGACAGUGUUUAACCCCCAUAUAGAGAAAGGCAAUUUUAGAGUUACCGAUAGUGUCGUAUCCAAUAGGCUUCAACUCAGUGACCCUUGUGGGUCCAGGCUUGAAAUCAGAGUUCUUGGCCAGGACUCAAGUGUACUUGUGUAAGCAAGUUUGUCAACUCAAAUAACAUAUUUGAUAUUUAUUGUGUACACAAUUGAAAGGUGGUCAUCUUAGAUGAACCCACAAGUGGAAUGGAUCCAUAUUCAAGACGACUCAUGUGGUCCUUGUUGAAAGAGAAGUGUAAGAACCGAGUGGUUCUCCUUACAACACAUUUUAUGGAUGAGGCUGACAUUUUAGCUGGUAAAUAAAUUAUUUAAUUAUUAACUGAUAUCUGACUGUAACAAGUAACUGUUCCUUGUGGUUUGUAUCUCUGCUUUGACUGGCUCUUAAUUCGUCAUUUUUUUUGCAGAACACUCUUUCAUAAAGCCCUCCCUCUUUUCCAUAUGGUUCUCUGAUCAAAAAUUGUUUAAAAUAUGGGGAAAAAAAUUCAGUGGGAAUUUUUAUAUCAGGAUCGAAUAAUUAUUCAAAUGCUGAAUAAAUGAAUAUGUGUUUCUAUACUCCCAGAUUACAAGGCUAUUUUAUCUAAAGGAAAACUGCGCUGUGCAGGAAGCUCGCUUUUUCUCAAGAAUCGCUUUGGAAUCGGAUAUCAUUUGAAGUAAGUAUUGACCAGAAGGUUAAAUGUUACCAUAUAGUUUCUUUCAGUCUGGAGUUUCUUAACCCUUUUACUCCCAAGAUCUCAUUUUUAGUAAUUCUCCUUACUGUUGGCAAUGUUUGUUUUGGAAAAUUUGGUAAAUCCUCCCCUUAUUGAUAUUUUUCUUUAUUCUCAUCACUUGUUUGCUUGAUAUUGUAUUGAUAUUGGGAGUUAAAGGGUUAAGUCCAGUUGGACUUGGUCUUUCAUAUUUUCCUGCACUUAAAGUGGUUCGCUAGUUUUUGUUUUGAGUUCUCUUUGACUCCUGAUAUAUUUUUCCAAUUGGCUGUUGUGAUUACUUUUACUCACUGGUUUUAAUUUUAUGACAAUUGCAAAGCACUCUCUUUCUUUGAGUAACAAUAUUUUUUCCCUUCAGUAUGGCUCUAGCUGAGAAUUGUAAUACUCAGCCAUUAAUUGAGCUUGUUCAAAGCAAAGUAGAAGGUGCAGAAGCUAUCCGUCACCAUGGCAAAGAAAUGUCAUUUGCUCUUCCUAUGGAACAAGUAUCAUGUUUUCCAGGUAAAAUUAAUGAAUUACUGCCUGUUACAAAUGGCCGAUUUCAAGUUACUUUCAAUUGGUGGUAUAUUUCUUGUAAUAUAAAAAUAAUGACUAAGCCUAACUCGGCUGUAAAUUAAUUUUCUUCCCAUAUUUACCCUGAGAUGAACCCAUUGUUUUAACCCUUUACACCCUAAUAUCAAUAUGCAUAUUCUCCACACUGUUUUCCAUACUUUUUCUAAGGUGCUGAUAAGGAGUAUUUGUUUAACAGUCAAGACCUUCUUUAGUUUACGAUCAUUUCAAAACUUUCAUGUGUUUUUGGUGUUGAUAUUAUAAGGAGAAAUUAGAUGCUAGUCACUCUUUGCAGUGAAAGGGUUUACAGACACUUCUAUUAGGCAAUUAUCAACACCAAAAUUGAUCACUGCCAGUAAUUGUUAUUAGAAACCUGUCUGUCUGAUUGCGUAAUCUGGUCAUCUGAGUGAAGGUAGCUUGGACAAGAAUUGUUGUGGAUAUAUUGGUGAAUAACAUUUUGACAACCUUAGCAGAAGUCAUCAUCAGAAUCAAGUAAAAAAGUGUUUCAGUAGAGUGUUUUAGGUGCGGUCUGUGUAGAUUGAUUGGUCGGUUUAGCUGUGAUGUUAUUGGCUGUAAUACUCAAGUGGUGUAAACUUGUCAUGAUCACCCUUAGGGGUGUCUGCUUGUGAAAGAUGUUUCCCUGAUGACACCUUUUCCUAUUGAUAUGUUAUCACUCAAUUUUCACAUACAUUCCAGAUCUACUCAAGGCACUUGAGGACAACAAUGACAGUUCGGAAGGCUGUGCUGCCCCUUUAUUAGGUGUGACAAGUUAUGGUGUUUCCAUGACAACUCUAGAAGAAGUAUUUCUUCAAUUAGAAGACACCUCUGAAGAGAGUGAAAAAUCAACAGAUGAUGCACAAGAAACAGUAAGAAAUCCUUGCAUUUAAAAUUGGAAACUAAUACUGUAACAGUGGGGCAGGGCAUGCUUGAAUGGUUGACUAGCUUUCCAGAGUCUUUAUUCUUUUAUGUCUCCCCCACAGUAAUGUGUUUUAAAAACUGGAUUUCACUGAACGUUUGACCUUUUUUGCAUUACUGUGAGUGAAAAUUGCCUUCCUUUACCUUAGAGUAACCCAUAUUAAUGUCCUUUCUAUUCUAUCUUUUUAUGAAAGUUCGAUCAAAGUAGAGCAAAUCUGUUGGCACCUUCAGAUGCCGUCAACAUUGAAGAUGGAGGCAGUAGGAUUUCUGGAUCCUUUAAUGCCCUACAUAACACAGGAGUGGAACUGAAUAAUACAGAACUGAUGGCUGAUUCACAGAAAUUAGUCUGGAAGGCAAAACAACAAGUCUUAGGAUUACUGUGGGUAUGUUACUUUUCAACACAAACUAGAGCAGAUUUUCUUUUUUCUGGAUUUGCAUUUAUACUAUGGCUGAACUUAAAGAGCUUUACUUUUCUGUUUCUUUCCAGAUUCGCUGGUUAAUGUCAAUCCGUUCACCAGCCAAGAUAUUUUUCCUAAUUAUUAUUCCACCAAUUCUCAUGAUAUCUGGUCUUUUAAUUUUGCGUGGAGCCAAGAAUGACAGCCAAUCAGCAACUGGUUUGGAGCCUCUCAAACUGACACCUGAGAUGUAUCUGAAACCUGGAAGUAAAGAGAGUUACGCCUCCUUUGCUCUUCUCCAGAACUCAACCAAAGAAACUAUGGAUCAUGUUAUGAAGUACCUGAGUGAUUAUAAUGUUGGCACCAUGUUGGUGUCUUCUAUAAGUAGCAUAUUGAGCAAGUCAUCACAUGAUCUGUACAAUUUGGGAUUUAACAUUCUCAAGUUUCCUGCAGACAAUUUGUCACCAUCCAGCGUAAGUAAAUUAAAGCAUUUCGGCGAGAGCAUUUGACCCACAUUUUCAAAAUAGUAGGCCAUAUCCAAGUUCCAAGGGCACUUGCUACAAAAAUGAAACUUGCUGUGAAACCCCUAUUCAUAUGUAAAAUUUAAUUUUAUCUGCAUGAGAAUGUAAAUUGAUUCCUAUAUCAUACACUGUGCCUCAUUUUGAAACAGAGGCUUGGGGCAUCUCGGAAAUGGCCCAUUCAUUAGAAAAAGGCUCUGGAAUUUAUAUCUGAAUAAAAAGAACCUAAUUAGUAUGCAUUAAUUCUUAUUACUUAACCUUUUCACCCUAGAUUAAUAUUCAUACUCUCCCACUUUUCUCUUUAAAUUUACUAUGGUACUGACAAUGAGGUUUUGUUUGACAAUGAGAAACUUCUUAAAUUGGUGAUUAUUUCCUUUAGUCCCAUGACCUUUGCAUUUGAUUCAAGGGUAAUACUGUAGAGAGAAAUUAGAAGCCAGUCAUUCUUUGAGGUUAAAGGGUCAUCAAGAAAGUUUUUGUCAGUGUGUCACUCACAUUGCCUAGCACUGCCUUUCAGGAUAUUUCAUCAAGCUUUGAGAUGCGUUACAACGACACAGCUGUACAUAGUGUACCUGUUGGCAUCAACAUUUUGGGAUCUAUCCUGCACAUGAAUGCUCUAAAAAGUCAAAACAAAACGCCUUAUCCACUGGAGUCAACCAUUCUUGCCUUCCCUGACCUAAAACCUCAGUGGACUUAUGACAACACAGCAUUUGUGUCAAUCCUUCUCAUUGGGAUGGCUCUCGCUAUUAUUCCAGGUAGCUUUGGAAUUUUGGUUGUAGCAGAACGGCAGGUGAGAACGAAGGAAUGGAUAACUAAAAGGUUUCUGUGUUUGUUUAUGGGUCUUCGUGAUAAAACUGUUUUUGGAUGAUUGUUGCCACACAAAACUGACAGAGAUUAUUUCAUCAGCCAAUCAGAAAAAGGAUAGAUAUCACAAAGAUUCAUUAGAUUUUAAAGUAAAUCCUUCAACACCAGUGUGAAUCAUAGGAAAAUUCAGCAAACAGUUGGAAAGUUAGUAUUACAAGUUAUUUUAGUUUUGCAUUUGAUUAUUUCAAAAGGCAACAACAAUAUUCUAGACCGGUCAUAGAAAAUAGUAAACUGCAAAACCAAUGUCAUUCCAAGUUGCUUUUAUUUGCUUUCUGUGGAAAAUUCUGGUAAUCAUCUGUGGUGUAGUUAAUAGUUAAUACACUAAAGGUUAAAUAAAUUUGAGGAAAAAAGAAAAUUUUGCAACACAGAGAGUUUGAAAAGAUUUCAAUUCAAUAAUAGGCCUAUUGUCACCUUUUAAUUAUCAUAAUGACACCUACAGUGUUUAUAAAUAAAUGUUACUUCUGUCUUGCAGAUGAAGAUGCGCCAUUUACUGAGGGUGUCUGGAGUAUCAUCCUUUGUGUAUUGGCUGGAGCUUCUUAUCUCUGAUGGCAUUGUAGUCUUAAUUCCAGUGAUACUGAUGUUGAUACUUAUACCAGCCUUUCAGCUGCCUUCGCUGUCUCCUCCCCCUGCUAUGGGCUGCUUAGUGAUUGCAGCCCUCCUGUACAUACCUGCUGGGAUACUGUUCUCGUAUCUCAUGUCAUUUAUGUUCAAUGCAUGGGAUGUCUCCCAGCAAGUUUUGCCAAAUGUGUUCACCUUUGUAAGUAUGAUGAUAAUCAAUGGUUGUUUAUUGUUAAGCCCCAUUCAAAAAUGGCUACGACAGUCGAUCAUGGUUGAUCAUGGUUUCAACUUUUUUUCACUAUCAUUGACUGUCAUGUUUGCAUUCCAAAUGGUGCAUUAUAGUUGAUAGUGGUUGAGAAAAUCAUGCAAUGAGAUUGCAUAAUUAUAAACAGGUAUUAUAAUAGCACACACUAAGGUCAGCAAUUUUGGUGGCAUUUGAAAUUUGGUCCAGAGGUAGUAAGUUGAAGAUACUUAUAAAGCCUACCAGGUGAUGAAUAGAAUGAGUUACGAGACGCAAAAUUUUGAUGGCUACUUUAGUCACACUUAAUGAAAGCAGUAGCAAAAGAAGUCUAGGGAGGCUUAGUUGUUUUCAUGCAUGUCUGAAAUUUUUGCAGUUUUUAGUAUGAAAUACCAAAAAGUUUUGUCAUAUAAGAACGCAGGUGUGACACAUAAAAAAGUGCACACCAUAUUUAGUGGCAUCUAUCCACUGAGUGUAGUUGCCCCUCUGAAUUUGGUGGUAGCUUUUUUUUUUUCGUUGUUGUUCCAUAGUAAUGUUUCUUUUUAUUUAUUUAUUUUUUUUCUCUAGACUGCAAUAAUUCCAUUCUUGACUGUAUCACUCGUGGAUAUGACAGCAAGCCGAGAUACUGCUAUUGUUCUUCAUUACGUGUUUGUAUUCCUGUUGCCUCCAUAUCCAGUAUUUGGAGCUUUGUAUUACAUUGACAGUGUGAGUAUAAAUACAAAUCUUUCACAAAUGUACAAAGAGAUUUUCACCCACAAUUUUAUCUGAUCUCUAGUAAGCUUGAUGAAAUUAGGGUAUGAUGUUCGCUUUUCCUGUAUUCCCUCAAUGGAUGAUGUAGAGGCCUUAUGGUCAAUGCACUGGACUCCUGCUCAACAGGUCUAGGUUUGAGACCUGAAUGGGUCAUUGCGUUGUGUUAUUGUGAAAAACACUAACACUAACUUUCAUAGUAUCUCUCUCCACCCAGAAGUAUAAAUGGGUAUCGGCAAAUUGUCAGGGAAGGGCUAAUGAGAUGCUGGUGGUGGGGGGUAACCUUGUGAUGGACUGGCCUCUCAUCCAGAGGGGAGUAGUAAUACAUUAUAAUACAUUAGUAGCUUCAUUAUAAGGAAACCCAGAUGAGCUUGGGCUGCUUGGGCUGCAUGAGCUGCUUGGCUCACAUGCAGACUUGUCAUUCUCUCUGUUAUUCUACCUUUGAAAUGAAGACUCACUUGGUAAAAUAUGUCCUUUACAUUUCUCUUUUAAUCACUAUGUUUUUCAGGUGUACAGGUAUGAGUCAAUUUUAGCAGCAUUUAGAGCUGGUGGUCAAUCUGUUGAUGUAGAAGUCACUGCAAGCAACUACUUCAAGUGGACCAAAUACAAUGGCAUCCCGGCUGCAUUGAUUGCUGUACGUUCUUACUUAAGUGGUUCACCACUGAACCAUGUUAUUCCUGCACUCUGAGUAUCAUAAUUACCAGAUAUGCUUCAGUGUACUUAAGCACUGUGCUGUGGCCAUUGCUCAACUGCAUUACUGCUACAGCAUUGUGUUUUUAUGUCAGGAGGGUUCCUGUUUAUGUUUAAUAUUAAAAAGAUGCAUUGAGGGGGGAAGGGUGGGGGCAUAUUUAUUUCCUGGGCAUUCUGAUCAGUUGCUGUUUUGUGUAGAAGUAGGGGGGGGUUAUGGGGAUUGUUAGAAAAUCAUAGAAAAUAAAAAUGGGAUUCAAUGUCUCUCUUCUAAAUUCCCGCCCAGCUGUAAUGAAUAUACUGCAUUUACAGAAUGCAUUUCUUUGGUUUAAAAAACUACAACCUUCAAAAUGGAAAAUGAGACAAGCCCUCAAUUACAUGUUCAGUACUAUUUGAACUGAACACAACUCAGCCUAAAUGUUUGAUAAUAAUUUACUUACAAUUAAAACAAUUUCCAGUCAGCUGCAUGGGGGGGGGGGGGACAAUUUCAAUUUGGAGUAUUUGUGUGGAGCAACUCAAAGCUCUAAACAGGGGCCAAGUCAAAGAGGGAUGGCAUAAUAUUGGAAUUCAGUUGUAUGCAUCUGACAUGAAGUUUUGAUCAUCAUGUCUUGCAUUGAUGUCUUUUCUAUUUUGUCAUUUCUCAGCCUGUUUUUCAUGCUAUCCUGUUUUCUGGGCUGAUAUAUCUCUUGGACCAACAUAAAACUGGUGGUGCUGUGAGUUGCAAGUGUUCCAAAAGGUAAUGAAGUGUACUUAUUAAUUCAUGAUAGUAGAUAGCUGUAAAAAUGUGUAAUUUUAGCCCUUUACACCCUGACAUCAGUAUGCAUAUUCUCCAUACUGUCCUCCAUACUUUUCUAAAGAGGCUGACAAGGAGAAUUAUUUUUUGCAAUCAAGAAUUACUUUAGUUGGUGAUCAUCUCCUCUAUUCUCAUGACUUUCAUGAUUUGAUUCAGGGUGAUAUAGUGAGGAGAAAUUAGAUGCUAGUCAUUCUUAGGGGCUAAAGGAUUAGCGAGACGUAUGCUCCUUAACAAAAGAAUCCAGCUUGGACCAAAACUCAGAAUCCAAUUAUUAGAUACCUUAACCCUUUAACUCCAAGAUCAAAUUUGUCAUUCUCCUUACUGUCAACCAUACAGUUCUUACAGUGUUAGUUCAAAGAAUUUAGUAUUGGAUCAACUAAUUAUCCCCAAAUUAAUAUUUUUCUUCAUUCUCAUCACUUAUCUGGCUGAUGUUGUAUUGUUACUGUAAGGAGAAAUUCUGUCUUGGUCACUCAUGGGAGUUAAAGGGUUAAGGUUCCUUUAUAAAUGCAUUUUAUUGACCUUUGCCAAGUUAAUGCUCUCUUGUCCCCUCCCUUUCCUUUUCUUGUUUGUCGUGGAGUGCUUUAGUCAGAGUCCUAUUGCUUCUUUAGCAUGACUGACAAGAACAAUGUGCACGUAGACCGAAGUUUCAGUUUCAUGCAACAGGGAAGUAAGCAAUCAUUGGAUGAAACCGAUGAGGAUGUUAGGAGGGAAAAAGAAAAAGUCUCAAACAUGGUUUCCAUAGAAGAUUCUACCUUUUCUGCAAUAGUAAAGGUGAGAAAGAGGAAGUUUUCUUAGGGAAUGUUGUGUACUUUGUACUUUGUACUUUGAUCUUUUCAAAAAGUUCAUCCUUUUAUGUAUGACUGUAAUAGCAAAUCAGCCAGUCAGAGUUAUCCUGCUUACCAUAAAGCUGCAUUUUUAGACUGGUGAGGUAUUUUUACAGCCUAUUCGGCAAUUUUACCCUUUAACUCCCAGAGGUGAAUAACAGUGAUGUAACUUCUCCAUAAAUUAUCCAGCCAGCAGGUAAUGAGAAUACUCAUACUUAUCAGGUAGAACUUGUUAUCUUGAUCUAACACCAAAUCCUCAUUACUAAUUUUUGAGGAAAUGUACAUGUUACAGCAAGAGAGGAGAAUCAACAAUCAGUUCUUGAGCGUUAGAGCAUUUAACGAUUGUAAUCUUUCAUUAAUGUUAUUGGCUUAAUGUGAGACUCCAAGACAAUCAGUCAGGUUUGAUCUGUCAUUUAAGAUUGCUGAGAGCUUCUUUUCAAAGCCUCCCCCUUAUCUGAACAAUAUUACACAGCUAAGAAUUGAUAAGAGUAAUUUAGUAUUAUUAACUGAAUUGAUAACGUAAAUUGGCCACUGUAAAGAGUUUGAAAUAUGACAUUUUGAGCAUAUAAGCCCUUUGUCAGAGCAAAUGAAGAAGGCAAACACUCAGAAGGUCAGGUUUCAAAGUCCUUAUGGUGGCCAAUUGACAUUGUCAACUCAGUUGAUAAUACUAAAUUACCCUGUUAUACUCUUCCACCAAAGCACCACCACAGUUCCUUUAGAAACUUACCCCCUUCAAGAAUUGAUAGAUUUGCACUCAAUUAUUGAUAGUAUUACUUUUAUCAACAUAGUUAAAGCUUAUGGUGUUAUUUGCGUUUGCUUAGGGACUAUGGAAGAGAUUUGGCUCAGGAAAGAAGGCUAAAACAGUUGUCAAAGACCUGUACUUUGGUGUUGAGCAAGGAGAGGUUUUCGGACUUCUUGGUCCAAAUGGAGCUGGCAAGACAACCUCCCUUAACAUGGUCACAGCUGACAUUCCACCAACAAGAGGAAAGGUAAAUAAAUAUAAGCAACUUGAUCUGUGAUAUUCUGAUGCAAAUCUUAACCCUUUACUCCCUGACAUCAGUUGUUGUAUUCUGCAUACUACUCCCAAUACAUUUCCUAAGGUUCUGACAAGGAGAAUUUGUUCAACAAUCAAGAACUUCUUUAGUUGGUGAUCAUCUCCUUAUUCUCAUGACCUUAAUUUUUGAUUCUAGGGUGAUAUUGUAAGGAGAAAUUAGAUGCUAGUCACUCUUAGGGGUUAAAGGGUUAAAUCAAAUGAGGUUUUACUUUGACCUCUUCUUGACUCUUUGUACUAACCCUCACAACUUAAUGUGUGAUUACUUUUGCUCUGGUUUUACAAUAUGUUGUGGUCCCUGUGUUUAAAAAAUUUUGCUCCUUUGUAUUAAACACUCAGAUUCUGUUUUGUCCUUCUUUGUCCCAGGUCUAUGUAGCAGGUUACGAUGUCAGAAAACAGUCCCAUGAGGCAUUUCAACACAUGGGAUUUUGCCCACAGGAAGAUGCACUUUGGCCAAUGAUAACAUUGCAAGAGCACCUUGAGGCUUUUGCUAAGAUACGUGGUGUGCCUUGGGGAGAGGUCAAACGGGUUGUUGAGCAGUGAGUUAGUUUUUCUGACAGACGAUAUAAGCUCUGGCAAGCCUUAAUUCAUGCCUUAUAAGAGUGCAACAUUUCUCUUUCCUAAGCUAUUGGUUAAUUUAAAGGUAACCACCUUUUUCAAUCAGGGCCAUAAUAGCAAGAAUAAUUGUUUUGCAUAUCCAAUAGAAGCACUUUCUCAUGAAUGACUGAAUCAUUGUGCCUGUCUCAUGCCUACUGCCUGGAAUGUCUGCUUUUAGCCAUUUUAUAAUUGAGUGAAAGUUGUUGCAUUGUUUGGAAAGAACCAAAACCAGAGCUAGAUUUGUGCAAUUUUUGCAUUUUUGCAGUAACUUGGUUAUAAAUCUAUCUGAUAACUGAACUGACCUCAGGCAAACAAGAAUUUUGUUGUGUGUGUGUGUGUUGGGAGGGUGGUGGAUAAAGAUAUCUGAGUCUAAAAUCAAAAGUUUGUUAGGUUUAUUCAUUCCUAAGCUAAUUCAGAAAGUGCUUUUUGUAUCUUCACUUGGUUCUUUUCCUCUAUUGAUCUAAAAAAUAUUUUUGUCUAUUUUAGUUAUUUGUCUGCUUUGAGGAUUACUGAGCAUGCUAAAAAGAGGACUCAAGAUCUUUCAGGAGGAACAAAACGAAAGGUCACUGUUUUUUAAUAUAAAAUAAUGUAUGUCAGACCAAUUUUUGUUCAGGUGCAUCCUUAAUUAAGUGGUAGUUUUUCAGUUAUUCCUCUAAUGUGGUGUAAUGUACUGUUGCUCUUAGGAGACUAUGUAUUGGGUACUUCUUCUUGUUAUAAUGCUGGUUGACUGCAAGUGAGAAAGAUGAAGCAAAUCCUCUCUUCUCUGCUCAAUGGAUAGCAAGAAACAAAGCCUAUCAGAUCACAGCGUUUUUGUAGAAUGGUAGUCUAUUUAUACUAAUGCUUUAUAUCUCGUUCUCAAAGGUCAGUUUUGCCAUGGCAAUGCUGGGGGAUCCACAGCUGUUGCUGCUUGACGAACCUUCCACAGGCAUGGACCCUUCUGCCAGACGUUUCUUAUGGUGAGAAGUUGACUGAACUUUAUUAUAUCCUUCAUGUUUAAUCCUUUAACCCCUAGGAGUGACCAGCUUCUAAUUUCUCCUGACAAUAUCACCCCUGAGUCAAACAUUAGGGUCACAAGAAAAAAGGAAAUGAUCAUUUACUAAUAUACAAAUUCUCCUUGUCAACACCUUAAGAAAUAUGUAGAGAAAAGUGUGUAGAAUAUGCCUACUGAUGUCAGUGGGUAAAGGGUUAAUCCUUUACAACCUAACAUCAAUAUGGAUAUUCUUCAUACAGUACAGUACAGUACAUUUCUUAAUGUACUGACAUGAAACUUUGUUUAAAAAUUAUAGCAAGAACUUCUUUAGCUGGUGAUCAUUUCUUUUCUUCUUGUGACCUUUACCCUUUAACUCCCAGGAUCUGAUUGUUAAUUCUUCCAUCUAGCUGCUACACAUUUCCUUGUAAAUUAGUUGCAAGAAUUUGGUGUUAGAUCAAGAUAACAACUCCUACCUGAUACAUUUGAGUAUUCUCAUUACCUGUUUGUUGGAUAGUGGGUGGAUAUUGUAGGGAGAAGUUACAUGUGAAUCACUUCUGGGAUUUAAAGGGUUAAUGUGUGAUUCAGGAGUGAUAUUAAAAGGAGAAAUUAUUUGGUAGUCAUGUGUUUAUUUUCUUACGACAAACCAUUUGCUGCUCUUGCUAUAACUUCUGUUGUUUUAAUUGUGACACACCACUUUCUGGCAACAUCUAAUUUUUGCCCUCAUCUCACAGAAAUUGUUAUAACUCUUAGUGCAAACAUUAACUUGUCUUUCACGGCUUUGGACAUCUCUGUGUGACCUCAUCACCACUAUUAAACAAACUCACAUAUAAAUGUUCAAAGUUAGGCAGUUUGCUGUAUCAAAGUUGCUGCUUGUUUUCCUGUCUCAUUAUCAGGAACACCAUUAGCAGGAAUGUCCAUGGAAACAGAGGAGCGGUUCUAACAACACAUUCCAUGGAGGAGGCUGAUGCUUUGUGUUCACGAAUUGGUAUUAUGGUUAAAGGCCAACUCAAGUAAGUUAUAUUUCAAACAAAUGUCUUUUCUUUUAUAAGGAAGAGUUGUUGUCCCCUUAACCUUUUUCUUGAAUAAUAGGUCAUUUACAGUUGUGUACUUAGUUGCCAAGCCUUUGAUCUAGAGUGAGGCUGAAGGCAACCUUGUUGUGAUAGAGACCAGUAUCUAGUUAGCAUAAUAACAAAGUAAUUUACAUUUGAAAAGCAGCAAGGUUUGUAUCAUAACAAGGUCAACCUUAACCUCAUUCCUGGUUAAAGGCUUAGGAACCAAACAUGCAACUGUAGAAUAGACAAUAACUCAACUUCUUGUGUUUUCAGGUGUCUUGGUUCAACACAACAUCUAAAGAGUAUUUAUGGUAGUGGUUACACCUUGGAAUUAAAACUGAAGCAAAGCCACACCUCGGGUCCAUGCCCAGAAGGUUCAAUGGAGCAGUUACACAACUAUGUCAUUGAGCUGCUUCCAGGUGCAACCCAGUCUGAAGUGUUUGGUGGAAGAGUGAUAUACAAGGUCCCAAAGGAAGGUGUUGGGGCACUAUCAGUCAUCUUUACUAAGCUUGAAAAAGGUAUGGUGUAUAUCUUUGAGGAUUGAUUGGGCCUGAUAGCAUUCAUCAACUUUGCUAAAAUGGAAGGUGGGUGCCUGGAAUAUCAAGAGCCUUCCACUGUGGCAAGACAGCCCCAGAUUAAAUAUGGCUGCAAAAUUCCCUCAACCCAGCAAUAAGCCCCUUUCCCAGGCCCCUUUCAAUAUUAAUUAGAUCUGAGUGGAAGAAAAAUCUAGGAAGGGGAGAUUGUGGCAGGUGGGGGAAGGGAAGACUCUCGAAAACAACCAUUACAAAUGUGCUUACAACUGCUGAGGAACAAACGCUACAAAACUGCUUAACCUGUAGAGACUAAAAUCUAAUUUCUCCCUGAAAUAUUACCCCUGAAUCUUACACAGAAAUAUCACCAACUAAAGGAGCUCUUGAUUAGUUAACAAAUUCUCUUUGUUAGCAUCUUACAAAAUGUAUAGAGAACAGUAUGGAGAAUAUGUGUACUGAUGUUCAGUUGUAAAGGGCCAAGAACUCAAACAUGCCGGCUGUGACAGAGUUGCAACAUUCCUUUUGAGCCUGCACCAAAAACACUGACUGACUACAAGUCUUUUUGUUUAGUAAAAUGAGCAGUAUUGUGCAAAAAUCCUGAAUCAAAUUGGACAGGAUUUGGUAGUAUUCUUUUUCCAUGACAUUUUAAGCUGUGCUACAGAAGGGUUCCAGUCAAGAAGCUUUUGGUAGAUUGGUAGAACCUCAUGAUUAUGCCAGCACAGUUGUAACUUAAUGUGUUUGUUCCAAAGCGCUUGACAGGGUUAAGGAGAACAACAAUAUUAAAGCAGUGUUUUAAGUACAACUUGAUAGCAUAUUCAUUCACUGAUUCAGCUGUAUGGUUUUUUUUAGGUAAGGAAGAAAUUGGGAUAGAGGAGUACAGUUUCAGUCAGUCUACACUGGAACAGGUAUGAAAUUUUUCUUGCUCCUUUGUGGUCAACAAAUUGUAGCAAAUUUUAGUUGAGAGUUGAAUACAAUUGGGGAUUGGUUUUAUUUUCCUUUACUCUGCCCUCAGCCUCUACGCAUGGUCUGGGAAACUUGCACUACCUUCCCAACCAAUCAGUUGCAACCAAUCAGUUGCACUAAUAGUGCCAGACCCCCAGCUAACCUCCCCAACUUAUCUUAAAUCUUCCUGUUGGCAGAGAAUCCCGAAUGAGGGCCUACUUGUAAGCCAACCACAACUGAACUGAUAGACUUUUGCCAGCUGCUAUUUAAAUCUCAGUGAAAUCAGUAUUUUACUUACUUAUUUUUAUUAUCUGUUUGCUUUUAUUUGAAAAAAUGGUAUCACCACUUGCCUCUUCAUUCAAAAUAAAAACAAUGCAUCACUUUUCAACCCUGCUUCAUAUUGUGUUAUAUGACACUUGUUUCAAGAGGCCAUUUUACAGUUGUGUACUUAGUUGCCAAGCCUUUGAUUUGGAGUGAGGCUGAAGGUGACCUUGAUGUGUUAGAGACCAGUAUCCAGGUAGCAUGAUAACAAAAUAAUUUGCAUUUGAAAAGCAGCAAGGUUUGUAUCAUAACAAGGUCACCCUUAGCCUCACUCCUGUUCAAAGGCUUGACAACCAAGCACACAACUGUAAAAUGGGCUUUUGUUAACUGACUGAUCAAACUGCUCAACUACAAUGAUAUCCUCAGGUUUUUCUGGAGUUUGCAAAAGAACAAGAUGAUGACAGGACUGGAGCCAAAGAUAACAAAGAAGAGAUUGUAUACGUACAUAAUGGUGGAUCUCACCCAGCAGUGUAA
Messenger RNA from Pocillopora meandrina, 15066 nucleotides. NCBI's taxonomy places the organism in Eukaryota, Metazoa, Cnidaria, Anthozoa, Scleractinia, Pocilloporidae. The record is from the annotation of a GenBank genome assembly.